Molecule: messenger RNA, 1746 nt
Organism: Bolinopsis microptera
Lineage: Eukaryota; Metazoa; Ctenophora; Tentaculata; Lobata; Bolinopsidae
Product: origin recognition complex subunit 4-like
Exons: 2
Coding region: 219-1469 (416 amino acids)
Biological process (GO): DNA replication initiation; DNA replication
Cellular component (GO): nuclear origin of replication recognition complex; nucleus
Molecular function (GO): ATP hydrolysis activity; DNA replication origin binding
Source: RefSeq, a predicted model, not a curated record
UGUGAUCAUAUAAUAUCAUAAAAUAAGAGUCAACCUUGACCUUUUACUUCAAGUCCUUAAAAAUGUCGAAAUGAAUAAAAUACAUUUGUGUUGUUAAUUGUGAACCGUCUUAGAUUCAGUAUAAUUAUGUUUCACCUACUCAGUAUGCUGAUUAUAUGAAAUAUUUUCAUUUUAACAACUUACUUAUGAGUGAUAUUUUACAGCCCCAGGAUUAAACUAUGGUCAAAUGGGACGCUGGAAGUCUCAAGUCGAUCAUAUUUAAAGAAUUGCACUCCAGCUCCUGUGUACCAAAGGGCACAGAGAAAAUACAACAUCAACUCUAUGAUUUGUUGCUGAACACAGUGGAUAGAGGCGAAGGGAAUUCUGUGCUUUUUGUCGGGCCCAGAGGAACCGGAAAGUCAGCACUAGUUAACUACACUAUUGAUAAAGUUAAGAGUGCUUGUAAAAAUGAUUUUAUACUGGUUUAUCUAAAUGGUUUUGUUUGUAUUGAUGACCAACAAGCUCUCAAAGAAAUCGCUAAGGAACUCUGCCCUAAAAGUGAGCUGGCCGAUUUGAACCUUAAUUCAUUUGCUUCAACAAUGACAUUCCUGUUGGAAACUCUGAAUUCUGGCGACAAGGGACGACAAUCUGUGAUAUUUGUGUUGGAUGAGUUUGAUUUGUUCACACAGCAUCAUAAUCAACAUCUACUGUACAACCUCUUUGAUCUCUCUCAGUCUAAAUCAACACCGUUAGCAGUCGUUGGUCUAACAAGCCGGCAGGAUGUUAUGGAGCUCAUGGAAAAACGGGUGAAAUCAAGAUUUUCUCACAGACAGUUCUUUAUCUUUGGUCCUCCAACAUUUGAAGAAUAUAUUGCCAUUGCACAUGAGAUUCUGUGCCCUGACUCAUUAUCCUUACCAUCCUGGUCUACCCAUGUAAAGGAAGUGUUAAAUAGUACUGACAAUAAAAUAAAAACUUACUUGGAGCGAGUCUACAACUUCAACAGAAGUGUGAAACUUCUAAAAAACUGUCUAACCUGGGUUGCAGUUGACAUUGACUCAUCUUCUCCUAAAAUAAAUGUCGAUUUAUUUGAAGAGAAAUUGAUUGAAGUUUUCAAGGACUCCAAAGCAGUCUUGAUCAGAAGUCUGAGCAAACUGGAGUGUUGUAUCUUGAUUGCCAUGGCUAGGUUAUCAACCAAACAUGCUAAUCAACCUUUCAAUCUGGAGAUGGUUCUUUUCGAAUACAAAGAGUUUGUUACAUUCGAAGGAGGAAAGAUAGAUGCAAUUCCAAAUCACGAUCUUGCUGUGCAGGCCUUGGAGAAGAUGAUAAAGUCUCAACUAGUUAGAACAUUGUCAAGUCGUCAAUCUAAAGUUCAGAAAGACUAUAAAUUAAUGUAUUUGAACAUUGAUAUCAUGGACUUAACAAAUAUUCUUAAAACUUGCAAUUUGCAAAGUAAUGUUCAGAAAUGGGCACAAUCUGUCUUGACAUUCUAAAUUCUUAGAUGUGGAAGUGCAGUUUUAUCAAAAUAUAAUGUUGUUUUUAAUUGUUUUUAUUUAUAAUUUUAUGGCAUUAUUGUGUUGCAAUCUUUUAUCUUUAGAUCUUUUUGAUAUACUGAUAACUCUAAUACUAUUAUAUAAAAAUUCAAUGAUAAUUACAAUUUACAAAGUGAUAAUUAAAGUCUGUCAUUGUUUCCUAAAAUCAUACUUGACCAGACCGCAAUUCUGAUAAUUAUUUGUUGUGUAGAUUGAAGAACUAGUAUAUUUUCCUUAA